Molecule: messenger RNA, 2058 nt
Organism: Neospora caninum
Lineage: Eukaryota; Apicomplexa; Conoidasida; Eucoccidiorida; Sarcocystidae
Exons: 3
Coding region: 1-2058 (685 amino acids)
Source: RefSeq, a predicted model, not a curated record
AUGGCUCGCCAGGGGGGGAGGGCGAAGGCGAAAGCUGCCUCUGCAGCGAAGAAGAAGAAGGACGAGGAGAGAGAGGAACGGAAGGAAGACAGAGAGUGCAGAAAGGAGGAAGCAUCUGCAGCUGCAGCCGAGGCGACUCAGGCGAAUGAAAAAGGGGCAGAAGCGGAACGGGAGACAAAGAGUCAGGCGGAACCAGAAGAAGCCGUUGCGGGAGGGAAAACAGCUGAGCGGGGUCAAGAGACGACAGAGACUUCAGGAGCCGCAGAACGAAGGAAGAACGCGUCAGAGAAAGACGCAGUUGAGAAGGAAACUCUCGAGACUGUGAGUGAAGGCGGUUCAGCAGGAGAUGCGUCGAACCCUUCGCCUGCGGAGUCUGAGAAGAAGCGUGAAGAACCGAAAGAUGACGCGGCCAGUGUCUCGGCUGCACCGGGCGCCUCCCAAGGUGUACGUACACCGGAUGAGACGGGGACAGCCGCUGGCGAGGAGGCUUCGCCUCAGGAGAACCCGAGCAAAGACGCGGAAUCGCAUUCUCAGGAGGGCAAAGCGAGAGGCGAGCAGACUCCGGCGAGCCGUAGCCAGAAAUUCCCAAAAGGACCACGAAAGGAGGCUCGCCCGCCUCGGGUUCCGUCCGCUCCCCCUCGCCCGCCAGCUGCACGUACACCGCCUCCACCUCCAGGAGCGCCGCUGAUUCUCUCGGCUCCUCAGCGACUUCCGCCUCACGUUCCGCCGCCGCCUUCUCUCGCCCACUGUCAUCGUUAUGCUCCGCCUCCGCCCCAUCCUUCGUUUUCCGCCGCUCCAGCGGUUCAUUCUCCGCGGCCUCGUUUCCCUCCCUCUCCCUUUUCUGUCGCUCCUGCCUUCCCAGCCGUCUCGCCCGUCCCUGCGUCCCCGCCAUUUCAGCAGCGCACGCUGGAGGGCGCGAUGGAUCCUUUUGCUCAGCUCGCGUACUUCACCUUGCUGAAGCAGGAACGCGAGGAAACCGCAAAGUUUGCAGCCUCCGGGGAAGUGCAGCCUGCCUCGGAAGAAGGAAAAGCGAACCAGGACGGCGCCCCGCCUCGCUCGGAUGCCGCCUCCGUCGUCGGCGCACCGUCCACAGUCGAAGUGGGGAGCACGUACACUGGGUUGUCGACGACUUCCCACUUCGGCUUAUAUAGUGAACCCGAGAUGUUGCGGCGGAUCGAAGCGGCGCGGGACUACGACGAGGUCCGGCGCCUCGUGACAAUGUACACGGAGAAGGCGAAGAAGUUUCCCGCCGUGCUCGGCGGCCUGCUGCUGAGACUCGCGCUGCUCGGGAGACAAGCCUUCAAAGAUCAGUUGCUGGAAAUGGGACGUGCACUCCUGAUGAAGAACGCGGGUGUCCUCGAGAAAGACGCCGCCAAAAGAGCCAUGAAAGAGCCGCCUCCUGGACGCACUCUCGCCCCGUUGGACCCCACCUGCCAGGAAGACGUCAAAUUUGAUGACUUCACCAAGACGGUGGCGCGUCUGUCGGACCUUCUCGUUGCGCAGUUGCAGGAGCAAGCGUCUCGGGUGUCGAACGACGUUUUACAGAACCUGCUGUGGGCUCUGUCGCUGACGCAAGCGAACUGCAUGCUCGUUUUUCGCCGGCUCGCAGGCUACGUUUUGGCGCGCCAGGACUUCUCGGUGUCCCAGCUGGUCACCGUCUUCUGUGCGUACACCCGAGGCCUGGAGAAAACCGCUGACCGGAAGGGAGGCAUCAACAUCACUUCGGACGACAACGCCUUCUUCGAGGACUGCGUGCAGAAGUUGCUCAAGAGACCCGACGAACUCCCGUCCCUCUCCACAAAGCAAAUCGCUCUCUUCCUCCAGGCGUGCAACCGCCUAAACUACAACAACGCUCAGCUCCUCAAGCACGUCGGGAAACUCUCUUUGCAGAAAGAAAAGGAAUUCCUCCCCAAAGAGUGGGCGUCCGUCGUCGCUGUUUUUACGAGGUUCGGCGUCCCGCUGAGAGGCGAAUGCGAGAAGCUGCGAAGAGAGCGCCGCGUGAGAGACUGGGAAAGGCCUCCGCCGCCCAAGAAACCGAAACCGAUCAGUCAAUGCUAA